Molecule: messenger RNA, 2616 nt
Organism: Sceloporus undulatus (fence lizard)
Lineage: Eukaryota; Metazoa; Chordata; Lepidosauria; Squamata; Phrynosomatidae
Gene: MLYCD
Product: malonyl-CoA decarboxylase
Exons: 5
Coding region: 240-1772 (510 amino acids)
Biological process (GO): positive regulation of fatty acid oxidation; fatty acid biosynthetic process; acetyl-CoA biosynthetic process
Cellular component (GO): peroxisomal matrix; mitochondrial matrix
Molecular function (GO): malonyl-CoA decarboxylase activity
Source: RefSeq, a predicted model, not a curated record
CACGCCCAAGAUGUCGGUGAGCCUGGGGACAUAGUCGUAGCCGCCACACUCAAAAUGGCCGCCUUCAAUAAGCCACGCCUACACUCUAUUCUCAUUGGACGCGCACGGCACGUACAACCAAUCAGCGUCUUGGUUUCCUUAGGGGACAGAGAAGGCCCUCCCCUUUUCUCUCAGUUCUUCUUUUUCCAAGCCCGAGUUUCCUUAGAAAAGAACCCGACUAGAGUCCUUCGAGGCUUAGUAUGCGCCGCUUAGGCUCUUGCUUGGCGGCGGCGCAGCAGCAGCGCUUCCGGUUCCUCACCCUCGGCACUUCCGGCCGGUUGCGGCCUAGCUGCGUCUCCAUAGCAACCGAAGCCCGCUCGGGCCUAGUCUCCAUGGAGGAAGCCUUGCGCCGCGCGGUGCCUCCGCUGCCGCCUUACGAGGCCCGGGAGAAAGUGGCGGCGCCGGCCGGGGCGGCUCUGGAGCAGCGCGGGGCGGAGUUCGUGGCUUACUACCGGGCCUUGGAAGGGCUCCGUCCGCGGGCAGAGCUGCUCCUCCGCCUGGCCAGGGACUUCGGCGUGGAGCACGGGAAAGUGGCCGAGGCCAGCGCCAGGGUCCUGCGGAGGAUGGUGGGCGAGGAAGGGAAGGGCGACGGCGGAGGCGGCGGCGGAGAGGGCCUCCUCCAGGCCGAGGACCGGCUCCGGCACUGCCUCACCCCGCGCUACAGGGGCCUCUUCCAGCAGCUGGUCCGCCACGAAGGAGGGCUGCGCUUCCUGGUGGAGCUCCGCAGGGACCUGGUCCAAGCCCUGGCCGAGAGGGAGGCAGAAGGGCCCCACCUCCGGGAAAUGAAUGGAGUGCUAAAGAACAUGCUGUCGGAAUGGUUUUCCUUGGGCUUUCUAAACUUGGAACGAGUUACAUGGCAGUCACCUUGUGAAAUACUUCAGAAGAUUAGCGAUAGUGAAGCUGUACAUCCUGUUAGAAAUUGGAUGGAUAUGAAGCGCCGAGUUGGUUCUUACAGAAGGUGCUACUACUUUGCCCAUUGUGCAAUACCAGGAGAGCCAUUGAUUGUUUUGCAUGUUGCACUUACAGACGAGAUUUCCAGCAGCAUCCAGGCCAUUGUGAAAGAAAUUCCUUCUUUAGAAGAGGAAGAUAUGAACAAAAUCACCACUGCAAUUUUCUAUUCAAUCAGUUUGACUCAACAAGGCCUUCAAGGUGUGGAGCUAGGGACAUACCUUAUCAAGCGAGUUGUUAAGGAACUGCAGAUAGAAUUCCCCCAGAUCAAAGUCUUCUCUACACUGUCUCCCAUUCCAGGAUUCACUAAAUGGCUUGUUGGACUCCUUUCCUCACAGUCCAAGGAAAUAGGUAGAAGCAGUCCUUUCACAGAUCCUGAAUAUCAAGAACUCGCCGAGGUCACGGGAGACCCAGCUGUUGAAAUUCUAAAACGCCUGUUAACAAACAAUGAGUGGGUGAAGUCAGAAAGACUGGUCCGAGUCUUACAGCAGCCACUUAUGAGGCUAUGUGCUUGGUAUCUGUAUGGGGAGAAGCACCGUGGCUAUGCGCUUAACCCUGUGGCAAACUUCCACCUUCAGAAUGGCGCGACAUUGUGGCGUCUGAACUGGAUGGCUGACACAAGUCCCCGUGGCAUCACUGCCUCCUGUGGCAUGAUGGUCAACUAUCGCUACUUCUUGGAGGACACGACUAGCAACAGUGCCGCGUACCUUGGAAUGAAGCAGAUCAAGGCCUCGGAGCAGGUCCUCUCCUUGGUCUCUCAGUUUCAGCAAAAUAGCAAACUUUAAAUACAUGUGGCAGCUUGAAGGAGAAAAAUGUCUGUUUUAGUGAAAUGAGGAACUUGGGGUGCUAAUGCAAAGGUAAACCAGUACAUUUUUGUCCCAUCCGAACCCACUUUUGAAUUGUUGGGCUGUUCUUGUUGCCUUGGCAUUCUCUGCCAAGAGAAGGAGAGAUCAUAAUAUUUACAGCAAACAGAAAAGGCUGGGCCAAUUCUCCUUAGUGAAGUGGCAAGCCAGGGAUGACUCCGACGAACUGUGUGUUGUCCCUGGCCUUGCUCACCAAAUCAAUAGUCUUGUUUAAUCCUCAUCUUCAAAAGAGCUUCUGAACACCUGAGUGUCCGAACACAUUAAAGGGAGUAGUAGAUCAAUACGAGAGUUACUGGACAAAAGGGACAAGUGAGGAAAGACUUUUUGUCUGAAUGUGCAAACAAAGCAACAUCCCCGGCAUUUCUCAAUAAGGUUUGUUUUACGCACUCUUUCCCCACUGUUUUUUGCUGAAUUCUUUGAUCAGGCCAUCCGCUUCAGCACAGCACAAAAUGCCACCACCGAGUUAUUGCUUUGCUUGGAUGGAGCUUUGAAACACCUUCAUGUGUGUGCGUUUGUGUACUUUGGCUCCAUCUCAAGUGCUCUCCAGAUGGCAGAUGUGUGGAAUGAAGUGCCUGCAGCUUUACAGUAGCUCCGGUUUUAUUAUUUCACAAGUGAAAUUGGCAGUUCAGAAACUCAAGAGGAAAGAACUGAUUGCAAAAGGCUUUCUAAUGUUUACAGAUUUUUAAACAUACAUGACAAUAUAUUUAAACUUGAAGUUUAAUUCUGAAAAAACCCUAAGCUAUAUUAAAAUAUAUGGUUUACCAUA